Tricharina praecox is the source of this 2057-nucleotide messenger RNA. Its product is annotated as major facilitator superfamily domain-containing protein. Lineage: Eukaryota; Fungi; Ascomycota; Pezizomycetes; Pezizales; Pyronemataceae. The record is from RefSeq and is a predicted model, not a curated record. Gene Ontology annotation, biological process: transmembrane transport. The coding region runs from base 148 to 1914 and encodes 588 amino acids. The transcript is spliced from 4 exons. Gene Ontology annotation, molecular function: transmembrane transporter activity.
CCUUCUUUAUAUAUACAUCUGUAUCCCCCCGUAUGGUCUGGAGUUGUGUCCAUCCACCGACCCCUCAAUCCUUCCUUUGGGUUCCCAGUGACCAGAAAUAUUGACCUGGGCUUCGAUUUGCGAUCAAAAUACCCAUACGAAAUCAACAUGUCGCCCAACACGCCGCGGCCUCUCCACACGGGCUUUCCCGUCCAGCAGCUGAUAAUUCUUGCAUUAUGUCGAAUCUGCGAACCCAUUUCGUUCACGUCCAUCUUCCCUUACAUCUACCAGAUGAUCGAAGGCUUCGGCAUUGCGAAAAACGAGAACGAAAUUGGAAUCUAUGCGGGGAUGGUGACGUCCGCAUUUGCAAUCGCGGAGUUUUCGACCGGAAUGUUGUGGGGUCGGAUUUCGGACCGGAUUGGACGGAAGCCGGUACUAAUUAUUGGUCUGGUUGGAACGCUCAUUAGCAUGUUGAUCUUCGGGUUUGCCAAGAGCUUGUCGGUUGCUCUGAUCGCCAGGGCCCUAGGUGGUGGAUUGAAUGGAAAUAUCGGUGUCAUCCAGACGGCGGUGGCCGAGCUUGUGAGGGAGAAGGAACAUCAGCCGCGGGCAUUUGCAAUCAUGCCUUUCAUCUGGUGUCUUGGUUCGAUUGUCGGCCCGGCUCUCGGUGGGCUCCUGGCCCAGCCGACCAAAUUCUACCCUGGCGUCUUCCCUCCCGGUGGAUUGUUGGAGGAAUACCCGUAUCUCCUCCCGAAUAUGGUUUCCUCGAUUGUGUUGGUUUUUGGAAUCGCCAAUGGAAUCCUCUUCCUGGACGAAACCCACGAUGUGCUGCGAAACAAGCGGGAUUACGGACGGGAGCUCGGAGACAAGCUCGUGAACCUGUUCAAAUGGCGGAAGGCAGACGAGAGCGAAUCCAGCCCACUGCUGGUUGACAGCGCCGCAAACUAUAAUGGAACUGGUAGCGGCAGCAGCGAGGAAAGCGUUGAGGAUAGCAUCAACGCAAAGCCCAAAAGGAUCCCCUCGGUUUCCAGAGCUUUCACUCGCCCAGUGAUCGGAUUGGUCCUCUCCUACGGAAUCCUCGCUUACCAUACCAUGGGCUUCGAGCAGUUGAUGCCCGUCUUCCUCUCCACCCCAGUCCCAGACGAGAAGCCGCACAAUCUCUUCUUCUUCACCGGAGGACUGGGAAUGACCACGCAAAACAUCGGCUUCAUCCUCUCGAUGCAAGGUCUCUUCUCGAUGUGCGCGCAGUUCGUCGUCUUCCCUCCGGUAGCCAGAACCUUCGGUGUCCUCAGCGUCUACCGCUUCUGCAUGUUCACCUACGCCAUCUGCUAUAUCGUCGUGCCCUACCUCGUCUGGCUGCCGGAGGGCAAUAUGCAGACCGCCGGCGUGUACGCCGUCCUCGCCGUCAAGAUCAUGUACGGAGUCCUCGCCUACCCGUGCAACGCAAUCCUGAUCACCAACUCUGCACCUUCUCUCCUGGUCCUCGGCGCCAUCAAUGGCAUCGCAAGCAGCUGCGCAAGUCUUGCCCGCGCUUUCUCCCCAACCGUCACAGGAAUUGUGUACAGCUACGGUCUCAACAUUGACUGCGUCGGCCUCGCCUGGUGGGUAAACGCCAUUGUCUGCCUUAUCGGCGCCAUCCAGGCUAUCUCGAUGCGGCAGGACGAUCUCGACCGCCAUGCGGAGGACCUUGACGAUCUUGUCUCUUUGAUGGACGAGGAGCACGCAGCAGGCCACGACUCCAACGUCGAAUCCCACAUCCCCGGCAUGGACGCGAACACACAGAUGAUCGGUACUGCAGACGAGACAUUCGAUGAGUAUGGACUUGUGCGGUCGGUCAUCGAGGCCGAUAUGGAUCUUCUGUCGGCGAGUCUGCCACCGGAUACCACGCUAGGAUCACUGGCGAGAUUGGAUGUGAGGAUGUCGGAGCGUGCAAACUAAAAGUUGUGUUGUGUUCGUUUGGCUUACGAUGAGCAGGGUGACCAUGUGAAAGAACAGCGAUGAGUUUUGAUGCAACAAAUUGUAGAUAUUUCGACCCUGUUGCGUUAUUUUCGACAAAGCGAUUUUUGCAUGCGAUUGGCCGU